AUGUCGCUGAACAGCUACCUCAACAAGAAAGUCUGCCUCAUCCUCGUCGACGGCCGCUGCAUGGUCGGCAACCUCAUCUCCUGCGACCAAGUCACCAACCUCGCCCUCGAAAACUGCGUGGAGCGAGUGAUUCGAAGCCCCGACGAGGAGGAAGAGAGCGAGGAGGAGCCGAGAGGAUUGUUCAUGGUAAGAGGAGACAAUGUCGUGGUCUGCGGCUUGGUGGAUGAGGAGCUGGAUGGGAGUAUCGAUUGGACCAAGGUGAAGGGAGCGGAGAUUGGGACGACCAAGCAUGUGUAG
Molecule: messenger RNA, 297 nt
Organism: Zasmidium cellare ATCC 36951
Lineage: Eukaryota; Fungi; Ascomycota; Dothideomycetes; Mycosphaerellales; Mycosphaerellaceae
Exons: 2
Coding region: 1-297 (98 amino acids)
Biological process (GO): mRNA splicing, via spliceosome
Cellular component (GO): U6 snRNP; precatalytic spliceosome; U4/U6 x U5 tri-snRNP complex
Molecular function (GO): RNA binding
Source: RefSeq, a predicted model, not a curated record